Meleagris gallopavo (turkey) is the source of this 3559-nucleotide messenger RNA. RefSeq names its product PWP2 small subunit processome component (gene PWP2). Gene Ontology annotation, molecular function: protein binding. Lineage: Eukaryota; Metazoa; Chordata; Aves; Galliformes; Phasianidae. Gene Ontology annotation, cellular component: Pwp2p-containing subcomplex of 90S preribosome; small-subunit processome. Gene Ontology annotation, biological process: ribosomal small subunit assembly; maturation of SSU-rRNA from tricistronic rRNA transcript (SSU-rRNA, 5.8S rRNA, LSU-rRNA). The record is from RefSeq and is a predicted model, not a curated record.
AUGACUGCAUCGCUCUCUGUGUGGGACAGGCUAUACACAGUUAGCCGGGACGGAGCUCUCUGUGUGUGGCAGUGUGACACAGAGCUUGAUGGUCUGAAGCCUAUGCCCCCUAAAGAAGCUAGGCAAAAGAAAAACGUAAAAGAUGAUGAUGGAUUUCUUGAAGAACACAAGGGUGAAGAAAUUCAUGGAAAAGCCAAUCCAAAUGAACAGGAGAGAAGAGAGAAGGUUAAAUAUACACGUGUGGCAAAGUAUUUUUUCAAUAAGGAAGGAGAUUUUAAUAACCUGACAUCUGCAGCUUAUCACAAGAAAACACACCUGUUGGUCACUGGUUUUGCUUCUGGAAUCUUUCACCUCCACGAGCUUCCGGAUUUCAAUCUGAUACAUUCCUUGAGUAUUUCAGACCAAAGGAUAGCUUCUAUUUCUAUCAACUCUACUGGUGACUGGAUUGCUUUUGGAUGUUCAGGUUUGGGUCAGCUCCUGGUGUGGGAAUGGCAGAGCGAGUCCUACGUGCUGAAGCAGCAGGGCCAUUUCAACAGCAUGGUUUCAUUGGCUUAUUCUCCAGAUGGGCAAUACAUAGUAACUGGAGGAGAGGAUGGGAAAGUGAAGGUGUGGAACACUUCAAGCAGUUUUUGUUUUGUCACUUUUACAGACCAUAGCAGUGGCGUAACUGCUGUAACUUUUACUUCCAAUGGUUAUGUCAUUUUGAGUGCUUCCCUGGAUGGAACAGUGCGGGCCUUUGAUCUGCACAGGUACCGCAAUUUCCGUACCUUUACUUCUCCACGACCAAGUCAGUUCUCUUGUUUGGCUGUGGACUCCAGUGGUGAGAUUGUGUCAGCUGGUUCCCAGGAUUCCUUUGAAAUAUUCAUCUGGUCAAUGCAGAGUGGGAGGCUGUUGGAUGUCUUAUCUGGUCACGAGGGCCCCAUCAGCAGUUUGUCCUUUAACCCAAUGAAGUGUGUUCUCGCUAGUGGCUCUUGGGAUAAAACUGUCAAGUUAUGGGAUAUGUUAGACAGCUGGAGAACUAAGGAGACGUUAAUGUUGAACUCUGAUGUACUUGUUGUUGCUUUCCGCCCUGAUGGCAAGGAGCUUGCAGUUGCUUCUUUGAAUGGACAGAUAACAUUUUGGGAUCAUGAAAAUGCAGUCCAAGUUGGCUCAAUUGAGGGAAGACAUGACCUUCAAAUGGGAAGGAAGGAGCUCGAUAAAAUUACUGCCAAACAAUCAGCCAAGGGGAAAUCUUUUACCACUCUGUGUUACUCAGCAGAUGGACAGUCCAUUUUGGCAGGUGGACUGUCAAAAUUUGUCUGUAUUUAUAAUGUCAAAGAACAGAUUCUUAUGAAAAAAUUUGAGAUCUCGUGCAACUUUUCUUUAGAUGCAAUGGAGGAAUACUUAGAUCGGAGAAAAAUGACUGAAUUUGGCAGCAUGGCUCUGAUAGAUGAAGGCACUGGAGAUGAAGAUGGUGUUGCUAUUCCUCUUCCUGGAGUAAAAACAGGUGACAUGAGUUCUCGACACUUCAAACCAGAAAUAAGAGUAACUUGCCUGCGAUUCUCUCCUACAGGACGAAGCUGGGCAGCUACCACCACCGAGGGUCUUCUUAUCUAUUCGCUGGAUGCUGGGUUAAUUUUUGAUCCUUUUGAGCUGGACAUUGAUGUUACACCCAGCAAUAUACGCAAAAAACUGCAUCAGAAAGAAUACACUAUGGCUAUUGUCAUGGCCCUUAAGCUAAAUGAAAAGAAGUUAAUUCAGGAGGUUAUAGAAGCCAUACCUGGUAAUGAAGUUGAUGUUGUCUGCUCAUCGCUCCCAGAUCUGUACGUGGAAAAAGUGUUGGAGUUUCUGGCCUCUGCCUUUGAGAUAUCUUGUCAUUUAGAGUUCUAUCUUAUUUGGGCUCAUAAGUUGCUCAUGCUGCAUGGACAGAAAUUAAAAACAAGGUCGCAGAAGCUGCUCCCCAUGAUUCAGUUUCUUCAGAAAAGCAUCCAGCGUCACUUUGAAGAUGUAUCCAAGCUCUGCGAAUGGAAUAUCUACAAUAUCAAAUAUGCAUUGGCCAUUUCACAACAGCGGGGCGUGAAGCGUGUGGCAGAAACAUCAGUAGAUGAAGACGACUUGGAGUCUUCAGACAGUGAUUAUCUUAUGCAAGAAGUUCAUAGCGACAAUUUCAGUUCCUAGUUAUUUUUCAUGGGAGAAAAUCUAAGACAAUGUAAAUUUAUGCAGUGGUAUUCACUGGGACUGAGUGGCCCUCAUAGUGGCAUAAUUUAGCUCUUGUUAACAGUGUCGAGUGGGCUUGCAUGUGGGUUACAGAGUGGGAGAAAUUUAGGAUAGGAAAUGCCAUCUGUGCUUUGUGUAGCCUCUGUCCAUAACACCAAUGACUGGUUGCUUGACAGCACUGAUUUCUUAGUUUUUUUAAUUGUUCUUAAUUUCAGGUAAGAUAAAAACAUGUUUUUAUUUGUGAAGUUAGAAGUAUGACUGGAAGAAAUGCAUUCUUUAUUAAAAACACAUUGUGUAUAGAUUAAGUAUUGAGAUUUAAUUUUAAUGUGGCCUUGUCAUACUUUGUGAUGGACUCCUUUUACCUCUGUUUUUAUGUCAUUCUUAGUGGGAGGGCUGCUUAUUGCUCUCAAUUUUUUUUGUUUUUUUUUUUGUUUUUUUGUUUGUUUGUUUUAAUACAUACAUAUUAUUGGAGCGCUGUUAGGAAUAAGUGGACCUGGUUUUCUUGGUUAUGUAACUUCCAAUCAUUGUUUAUUAACAUGAAAAUUGGAAACUUCUGUUUUCCUUGUUUUUAGGCAUUGGCAUGGGAAUUGGCUAAUAAUGACAUUGAGGUUCUGAAUGCAAAGAACUAUAUCCAUAUUUUUGUUGUUUUCAAGCCAUAUGUUGAAAGGGCUUUGGUUUAAGGUGCAGCAAAUAAUAACAAUGAGCCAGGAUUGAUUUUGUUUUCAGUGUAUUCUGUUCUUCUGGAUUACUUUUAUGGUCUUUUUCUACUCUUGGAAAAGAGGUGUGAUAUAGAAAAGUGCUGCAGAGAAAACUAAGUCCAAAAUAUACACCAGACAUGUACAGUCAGUUCUAAGAUUUCAAUAUGUAAAACUAAUAUACAGUCACUACUUAAAUGAAGCAUACCAAAUGUUUUGAUUUUUUUUUUUAAUUAUUUUUUUCUUUCUUUAUGGAAUCUUUGUUGAGAAUUUUUUUCAGUUGCUGGUGCUCCCUUGCCUCAUGUUUUUUUUCAUGAUCAUGACAAUGUUUCAGGGUCUCGGGGCAGUGAAGGGAGUUGCUGGACUGGAGAGACACUUGUUGAAGCUGCUUUGUGGUUUUGUGUUGGGAUUUGGAAUUGCUUCUCAUUCUCUUCCACUCCUCUGCCUCCUUUCCCCACCAUGGCAGAAAGUAAGUUACACAGAAGAGAGGCAUAGAUGUAUGUAGGAAGGAAGUAGCAUAGAAAGAAGGGAAAAAUUCAUCUUGGGAUCUGUGUAAAUCCCUGUGUUUAAGCUAACCCAGAGAACAUACUAUGUGUCAGAUAACAUGAUUGUGAUUGUUACUUCUUAACUCAAUUUACUGGUUUUCAUAUGCACAUCUUAUUGUCAGA